Theileria equi strain WA is the source of this 1344-nucleotide messenger RNA. Its product is annotated as reverse transcriptase domain containing protein. The record is from RefSeq and is a predicted model, not a curated record. NCBI's taxonomy places the organism in Eukaryota, Apicomplexa, Aconoidasida, Piroplasmida, Theileriidae. The transcript has a single exon. Bases 1 to 1344 code for a protein of 447 amino acids.
AUGUCUAACUUGUACAAACUGGUAACAAAAUGUGUCUACAGAGUAUUAAUUGGAAUUGUACAGGAGAGAAGAUUGCUGUCGGAAGCGCAGUUGGCCACGGUUCGAGGAGUUCAAGGGGCAAAGGAACAAGCACUGUUGAACAUCGCAAUUAACAGGGCGCACAAUAACAAUCUGAAGACAUCAUGGCUCGAUAUUAAAAAGGCAUUCGAUUCGAUAGACCAUAAAUAUUUACAUGCCGUUUUAGAUCACCUGAAUAUCCCAGAUUGGAUAACGAACUUUAUAAAGCACAUCACUAGUGGAUGGACAAUAGACCUUAGAUGUGGGAAAGAACCUAUAAUGGUGAAAAGGGUAACAAGAGGAAUCCUCCAAGGAGACUCGUUAUCACCACUUCUAUUUGUACUAUGCAUGGAUCCCCUGAGUAAAAUCCUACACUCAGUUUACCCAACGGUAAAAGGAAAGAUUGGAGAAAAACAGGAACAUGCCAUGAACCACCUACUAUUCAUGGAUGACAUUAAACUAUUCGCUGAAACUGACGAAAUCCUAAAGAAAAUGACGGACGAAGUCAAAAUGUUCUGUGAAGCCUCAGGAUUGGAAAUAAACAGAGAAAAGUCAGCUACAAACUCGCCUCUCUGCGAAGACACUGCGGUACUAUUGGAAGGAACUGCAAUGUAUAAAUACUUGGGUAUAAUGGAGGACAGAUCAAGCAUCCCAUCUUUGGAGUCAUGGGAAAAAAUCCGAGCCGAAAUUUUGGCAAGGGUUGAAAAAUUAGCAAAAACCAAGCUGAACGGGAGAAACAUGUUCAAGGCGAUAAAUAUGUUUGCAUUGUCCCUCCUGAACUACUACACUGGAUUGCUAAGACUUUUACCGGAUGAUUUUGAGGCACUGGACUUGGACAUCCGCAAAAUCCUGGUCAAACAUAGGAUACAUUACCUGAAUGCAUCCCCUGAAAGACUCUACCUUAAAAGAGAUCAAUGCGGACGGGGACUAGCAUCAGCAACCUUUAGAUCUGAAAAGAUGUUGCUAACUUUUUGGAACACCUUGAGAAAAGGUAGUGAGACAUCCACACGCCGUGCAUUGAUAAUGAAAAUUGAAAAUGAAGACCUCACCCAUAUGUCACGCAUAGAAGGAUUUGUCAGACGUAAAUACGAAAAAGUUAACAAUGGGGGAAUACGAAUUGGAGAUGACAAUAUCAAUGAGAUGCAAAGGAGAAGUCUGUUCCACUCACUUUCACAAAAGAGAUGCCACCCUAUAUUCUUUAAACAACUGAAUGGAGACAACUUCAUGGGAAACUAUGAUAAAUGCAAACAUUGCAAAGGAGCAACAGCUACUGUAGACCACCUGUAG